UCGUAACUGACAACGCUUUUAAUGUCGUUGGUGCCAUAAAAAUACUUGCAAGCUCACCAAAUUGUGCUGGGUGGCGUCACGUUCAUUGCUUCGCGCACACGCUCAGCUUGAUUGUAAAAGGAGCAAUUGAAAAAACUCCUGAAUUCUCGACCAUUCUCUUACGUGCGAGAGCAAUAGUGACAUUUUCCCAUCAAAGCCAUAAAGCAACUGCUAAACUGGCAUCUUUAUGUAAAAACCGAACUAUUAAGGUCUUAGCACAAGACGUGGCGACGAGAUGGAAUUCUAGCCUCAUAAUGAUUCGGUCGUUGAUUGAUCCUAAAGAAUUUGUUCAAGAUGCGUUGCGCUCCCCCAUCAUUGAUCGACGUGAUUUUGAUUUGGAUGACUUUGAAUGGGAAAUACUAGCCAACGCGGUUGAAAUAUUAAAGCCGUUUGACGAAUUAACGAAGGAUCUAUCUUCACAAAAUUACCCGAGUAUUUCCAAAGUUAUUCCAUCGAUUGUUUUGAUAACAAAAUGGCUGAAUAAUAUCAACAAAAACAUCUACGUUGACUGCCUUAAACAACUUUUAACAUUUCUAAUUACGGGGCUUAAAGAAAGGUUUGAAGAUAGUCAGAAAACGUGCACGCAUUCAACUCCUCACUUAAUUGCCACAUAUCUGGAUCCCAGAUUUAAGAAACUGGAUCUCUAUUUCAGUAGUGUGGUUUCCAGUGAGGCCGAGAAAAGAACAAGAAACCACAUCGUUUUCAGUUCAGAGGAGAGAGGUAAAGAUAGUCAGCAAUUGGCAGCUCAACCUAUGCAACAAAACAAGUCUUCGAUCUGGGAAGGACACGAUGAAGCUUUCGCCAUGUCAAACGCCAACAUUACUGCCCAAGGACCAAACAGAGAAGCCAACAGAAUAAUUCUGACGGAAGAAUAUAACAUCUUACCGCUUCAGCCUCGCAACUCGGAUCCUUUGCUGUUUUGGAAAACUAAAAGAGACGAAGGUCAGUUUUGGCCAUUGAUAAAAGUGGUCACCAAGUUUCAAUGCAUACCGGCUACAUCAGUUCCAUGUGAACAACUUUUUUCUUCUGCUGGGGAACUAGUUUAUGAGGAAAGAAACAGACUCUCUCCUGACAAUGUAAACAUGUUGCUGUUUCUGAACAAAAAUGCAUAGGAAUAUUAAUACGACUUGCUUCCAUGUGGCAGAAAAAACUGUUUGUUACCUGCUACAAUGAUAUAAAUGCCCAAAACAUCCAAUUCAGGUUGUCUAAAUCACGCCAAAUGAAUUUAAAAUAUUUUCCUGCAAUAGAGCAGUAAAACAUCCUGCGUUGCGCGUUUUCCACAAAUGCGAAA
Molecule: messenger RNA, 1330 nt
Organism: Daphnia magna
Lineage: Eukaryota; Metazoa; Arthropoda; Branchiopoda; Diplostraca; Daphniidae
Product: E3 SUMO-protein ligase ZBED1
Exons: 2
Coding region: 294-1151 (285 amino acids)
Molecular function (GO): protein dimerization activity
Source: RefSeq, a predicted model, not a curated record